Messenger RNA from Cucumis melo (muskmelon), 965 nucleotides. RefSeq names its product thaumatin-like protein. Gene Ontology annotation, cellular component: extracellular region. Gene Ontology annotation, biological process: defense response. Lineage: Eukaryota; Viridiplantae; Streptophyta; Magnoliopsida; Cucurbitales; Cucurbitaceae. The transcript has 2 exons. The record is from RefSeq and is a predicted model, not a curated record. Bases 106 to 858 code for a protein of 250 amino acids.
UACUCUGUCUAUUUCUCUAUAUAAACACUCAUAUUUAUCAACUCUAGUGGGGGAUUUAGCAGAAGAAAGACAAACUCUGUGGGACUCUCUUGAAAAACAUCGGUCAUGAUGAGAGUUUCUCUGAGGUCUCUUGUAGCUCUCACGCUCUACACUCUCUUCGCUUCCCACAUUUCAGUUUUGGUCUCUGCCACUACAAUAACACUCUACAACAAAUGCUCUCAUCCAGUUUGGCCUGGCAUUCAGCCUAGCGCUGGUAAGCCCUUGUUGGCUCGUGGAGGCUUCAAGCUCCCACCCAACAAGGCUUACACUCUUCAACUUCCAGCCCUUUGGUCUGGUCGUUUCUGGGGCCGCCAUGGCUGUGCUUUUGAUGCAUCUGGAAGAGGAAAGUGUGCUACAGGAGAUUGUGGAGGUGCCCUCUUUUGCAAUGGCAUUGGAGGUACUCCACCAGCCACUCUUGCUGAGAUAACACUUGGAAAUGACCAAGAUUUCUAUGAUGUGAGCCUUGUUGAUGGCUACAAUUUGGCUAUUUCCAUUACCCCAUCUAAAGGCUCAGGGAAAUGUAGUUAUGCUGGCUGUGUGAGUGACCUUAACAUGAUGUGUCCUGUGGGCUUACAAGUUAGAUCUCACGAUAAUAGAAGAGUUGUGGCUUGUAAAAGUGCUUGCUUUGCAUUCAAUUCUCCAAGGUAUUGCUGCACUGGUAGAUUUGGGAAUCCACAAUCUUGCAAGCCAACUGCUUAUUCAAAGAUCUUUAAGACUGCUUGUCCCAAGGCUUACUCCUAUGCUUAUGAUGAUCCCACUAGCAUUGCAACUUGCACUGGUGGAAACUAUUUGGUCACUUUUUGCCCUCAUCACGGUUAGCAAUUAAAAAAAGGAUAAAGUUGUAGUCCCUAAAAUAUGAUACUUUUGAUAGGAGUUUGUUUAUGGAGUCUGUAGUGGCUUUUACUAAUGCACUUAUAUUGAUGACA